Messenger RNA from Oryctolagus cuniculus (rabbit), 4344 nucleotides. It is a transcript of the gene CHRNA2, whose product is annotated as cholinergic receptor nicotinic alpha 2 subunit. Gene Ontology annotation, molecular function: transmembrane signaling receptor activity; acetylcholine-gated monoatomic cation-selective channel activity. Gene Ontology annotation, cellular component: postsynaptic membrane. The record is from RefSeq and is a predicted model, not a curated record. Gene Ontology annotation, biological process: monoatomic ion transmembrane transport. NCBI's taxonomy places the organism in Eukaryota, Metazoa, Chordata, Mammalia, Lagomorpha, Leporidae.
UCCUGCAUGGGAAGAGGAACAGGAGAAAAGGAGGCAAAGAAUCAGUUUAUAGGCUUGGAAGGGGACGACUUUGCUUCUCUGGAAGACAGAAGGCAAAGUCACCUGCAAGGGGGCUAAGAAGGGACAACCAAGCAACCAAACAAGGCAGCGGCUCAGGGGAGCCGGUGGUCUUGCAGCUGUGGUGCAGGGAGAAGGGGAGGAGAGAACGGUCAGCAGCCAGCCCGUGGCUCUGUCCUUGCUCCCAGUAACAGCUCUAUCAACAGCCAGGUCCUGGAUCCACGAGAGCCAACCCUGUGGGGGAGCGCAAGGGGUCCAGAUAGUGACCCUGGAGCACAGGGUCCUUCAGAGCAGGGAGCGGGCAUCACAGCCUGCAUCACCAGACAGCAGGAAGGCAGAUCUGCAUCUGUCCCCACUGGACAUAGGCUGGAUAGUCACAGGCUCCUCCCCCCUCCCCGAGAUAGAGAGAGAGAGCGAGCUUGUUAAGCUAGCUGCUAGCCUCCCUCCUGAGGUCGGGCUGGGGUUUUACCUGCAGAAUCUUCCAUGCCAGUCUCUCCGGGACACUCUCUUCCAUAGCAUCUGCAUGACGCCUUCUCAGGAAAACUGACCUCCUUGCAGAACCUGUGCAGCCAUCCACCGGAAGCCGAUCUGACUCUCACAGUAAGGUCUCCCUCAGCUUAGCAGGGUGUCUCCUGACCCUUCAAGCUUCUGCGUCUAUUUGCUCACACAAUGAAGUGACCACACUCCAUCCUGCACCUGCCAAUUCAUUUCUGGGGGCACUCUCAUCGGCUGCCCGGAACCUCUAAGCCAGGCUUGUUCUCUGGGUCCUUGAAUGGCCUGUCUUCUCCAGGGACCACAGGACCCUUUCUGCAUCGGCUGUGGUGUGCUGGCCUGUGUCACCCACCCUACAGGCUGAAGAGAGUCGGUCUGGAGGCUAGGGGCAGCCACGCGGACUCCUUGGAGGCCUUGCCGGGCAAGCAGGCUGAGGGCUGACCCAGGGAAAGCCACACCUCCCUCUGAAGCCAUGAGCUGCUCACACCCAGCACUCCGGGCCUUGAGGAAGCUUGGUCUGUGCUGGCUGCUCCUGAUCCCAGCAGCACUGGCACAGCAAGGCUCCCACACCCAUGCUGAGGACCGCCUCUUCAAACAUCUCUUUGGGGGCUACAAUCGCUGGGCGCGGCCUGUGCCCAACACGUCGGAUGUGGUGAUCGUGCGCUUCGGGCUGUCCAUCGCUCAGCUCAUCGACGUGGAUGAGAAGAACCAAAUGAUGACCACCAACGUCUGGCUAAAGCAGGAGUGGAGCGACUACAAGCUGCGCUGGAACCCCGCCGACUUCGGCAACAUCACCUCCCUCCGCGUCCCCUCGGAGAUGAUCUGGAUCCCGGACCUUGUCCUCUACAACAAUGCAGAUGGCGAGUUUGCAGUGACGCACAUGACCAAGGCCCACCUCCUCUUCACGGGCACCGUGCACUGGGUGCCCCCGGCCAUCUACAAGAGCUCCUGCAGCAUCGACGUCACCUUCUUCCCCUUCGACCAGCAAAACUGCAAGAUGAAGUUCGGCUCCUGGACCUACGACAAGGCCAAGAUUGACCUGGAGCAGAUGGAGCAGAAGGUGGACCUCAAGGACUACUGGGAGAGCGGCGAGUGGGCCAUCGUGAACGCCACCAGCACGUACCACAGCAAGAAGUACGACUGCUGCGCUGAGAUCUACCCCGACGUCACCUUCUACUUCGUCAUCCGCCGGCUGCCCCUCUUCUACACCAUCAACCUCAUCAUCCCCUGCCUGCUCAUCUCCUGCCUCACCGUGCUGGUCUUCUACCUGCCGUCCGACUGCGGAGAGAAGAUCACGCUCUGCAUCUCCGUGCUGCUCUCGCUCACCGUCUUCCUGCUGCUCAUCACCGAGAUCAUCCCGUCCACCUCGCUGGUCAUCCCGCUCAUCGGCGAGUACCUGCUCUUCACCAUGAUCUUCGUCACCCUCUCCAUCGUCAUCACCGUCUUCGUCCUCAAUGUGCACCACCGCUCCCCCAGCACCCACAGCAUGCCCCGCUGGGUGCGGGGGAUCCUUCUGGGCUGUGUGCCCCGCUGGCUGCUGAUGAGCCGGCCCCUGCCACCUGCAGAGCCCCACAGACCUCUAGGCCUAAAGCUCAGCCCCUCUUAUCACUGGCUGGAGACCAACGUGGACGCUGAGGAGAAGGAGGAGGAGGCAGAGGUGGAGGAGGGCCGGUGGGCGUGUGCUGGCCGUCCAGCCCCGACACCGGGAGCCCUAUAUGGCUGCGGGGGCUUGCACCCCAGCGCCUCGGGGCCCAAGGCCCAGCCUCUGCCCCAGGAGAGUGAGCUCCUGCUGUCCCCUCGCAUGCAGAAGGCCCUGGAAGGCGUGCACUAUAUUGCUGAUCACCUGCGCUCUGAGGAUGCCGACUCUUCGGUGAAGGAAGACUGGAAGUAUGUCGCCAUGGUCAUCGACAGGAUAUUCCUCUGGCUGUUUAUUAUCGUCUGCUUCCUGGGCACCGUUGGACUUUUUCUUCCCCCGUUCCUGGCUGGCAUGAUCUGACUCCACGUCCCUGGCGUUGGCUGCCAGGUGGCUCUGUCCAGCAGCUCCUGGCUGUCUUUCCCUCUCUUUGGGGUCAACACCAUGUGGCUGCAGGUGCUUCUCUGUGGAGCCCUCACCUGGCCUCAUCAUGGAAGACUUCUUGGAAUGCUCGACCUUGACAUUUCCGUACUGACACGGAGAGCCUGCUGGGCACCAAGCUCUGCCUUUGGGUGCUGAGAGCCAGCACAGAUGAAGGCACUGGCCCUGCAGGCAGUGAUGAUCUGGCAGUGCCAAGGUGUGCCAGAGUCAGAGACCCUGGAGGAUCAAUAAAGACGGAAGGCCCAGUGUACGGGUUGGGACCCAAGGGGGACGGAAUUUCAGACCUCAGCAGAGGGGUGCGUGUGGCAGGGGGAGGGUGCCCUGGGGGUAGAAGGGCUACCAGCAAGGUUUUGGAUUCAGGAAUGAGAACCAGCAGGGCUGAGGUGGGGCUUUCCUGUGCAAAGCAGUGGGAGGAGGCUGGCAGGGCAGCUUGGGCUGUCUUUAAGCCAGCCUCAGAAAGAAGUGAGGGUCUGAGACUGUGGGGUUUGGAGCUGUGUUGGCCAAAGGCGGGGCGAUGGGGCUCUUCAGAGAGGUGGGGGAGGAGGAAGCAGGCUACGCAGUGGGAUCCAGGGCAGGUCCUCUAGGCGGAGGGGGCAGGUGGUGAGGCCAGUCCUCCCGCCUGGAAGCACUCGCAAGCUUCUAGGCUUCCCCUCAGCUUUCUGCCUCCCCCUUCCUUGCUGUAGAAUGGCUCAGCACUGGGGAGCCCCAAGAGGUUUGGCAGAGCUGAGAGCCACCGCCUGCAGGGGCCCCACCUGUCCCUGAACACCAGUGGACCAUCUCAGAUUCGCAGCUUGUUUGGCCUGGCCUCACUCCCUCCUGGGGGGAGGGGCAUCAGCCCGCCUCACCUGAGACUUCAGGAUCUUUGGGGGCCCCUUCCAUGCCGAACUCAAGUGCAGGGCCUUAGUUCCUGCCCGCAGCACCUGGCACAGCACCCGUGCAUGGCGUCAGCCCUCCAGAUACUUGUUCUGAGUGGCUGAGGGGAGCAAGCUGGAUUGCUUGUUUGGCCCCCAGCACCCCUCUGCCCAGCCUGCCCUGACCUCGCCUACCUCUCCUGCAGGCGGAGGGGCGAGGCCUGGGGGAGAGGGGGCAGCGAGUCUUCACCAUUUUGUAACAGUUGGGUGUUGCAUUGAAGUCACUGUAGCUCCCCACCCCCACCCCCACCCCAGAGCCCCUGCCCCUGGGUGGUUCUCCAGGGUCUGUGUGCCCCCAGCCUCCUUCAGUUGAGAGCUGAUAGAAAGGCGGUAUCUAGCACAGGGACCACAGGGGAGGGGUGCCCGGGCCUCGAGGUAAAUCCCAAAGCUGCAAAUCUCAAAGCUGCAGGCCCUGCCCUCCCUCCCCUCCCCGGAGCCCUCAGCUCUCCCGUUCUUGCACCUGGGAAUGAGACACUCCGGGGACCUCGGCUGUUGGACCCAGGGAUCGGGCCUCUCCGGAGUCCUGCCAUGCCCCCAGCCAGGACCUCAGCACCUGACAGCUGUGGGCCCUGGGCUCCCCAGACAGUGCUCCCAGCAGGGCGAGCUUCUGGUUUCUGUACCCUCCUUCCAAAUCCCCACCCCUCUCCCUGACAGACACCCCGGGAAAGCUGCCUGCCCACUCUGCCUCUGGAUCCUCCCUGCUCCCUCCUCUGGGCCCUCUCUCUGGUCCAAGCCCCGAGAUUUCAGGUCUGCUCAUAGUAUUCACAUCUCCUGUCCAUCUGGCAUGUGAAUAAAGGUUUUGAAAUCCGA